Molecule: messenger RNA, 3352 nt
Organism: Hemicordylus capensis (graceful crag lizard)
Lineage: Eukaryota; Metazoa; Chordata; Lepidosauria; Squamata; Cordylidae
Gene: TNK1
Product: tyrosine kinase non receptor 1
Exons: 15
Coding region: 302-2395 (697 amino acids)
Biological process (GO): cell surface receptor protein tyrosine kinase signaling pathway; multicellular organism development; positive regulation of kinase activity
Cellular component (GO): signaling receptor complex
Molecular function (GO): ATP binding; transmembrane receptor protein tyrosine kinase activity
Source: RefSeq, a predicted model, not a curated record
CGCUCUGCCUGGGCAGGACGGAGCUCGCGCGAUCCACCCACCGAGGGAAGGAAACGCCCCCCCCCGCCCCAUCCUGCUACUACCUGGCCCGCCCAGGUGAGCGCUUGGUAGGCAGGCAGGCAGGCAGGCAGGCCGCGCGCUCACCCACUCUCGGCUGCCAGCCCAGGGUCGGGACGGGACGGGACCGGGAGAGACCACAACUCCGAGGCGAGAGAAAGCCCGCCCCCGGACUCUGCCCAGGUGCCUCCACGCAGGGGUGCAGAACUUGGCAAACAAUCAGCCUGAGCAUUCGUCCCCACAGAUGGUACCGACUGCCCCAGCUGGCUCAGGGGCCCCAAUGGCACCGGAUGACGGCACGGACUGGCUUCUGCAGCUGCUGACGGAAAUCCAGUUGGAGCAGUUUUACAGCAGGAUCCGUGACGAGCUUAACAUUACGCGGCCGGGCCACUUUGAUUAUGUCAGGCCAGCUGACCUCGACCGCAUUGGCAUGGGGCGCCCAGGGCAGCGGCGCUUGGAAGAAGCCUUGAAACGCAGGAAGCCUCCAGGGCAGCGUCCCAUGUCCUGGGUGUAUAAGAUGUUCACAGGAGGAAAAUGUCCAGAAAACGAAGAGACUCCCACCCCAGAGCCCUCGGCCCCCCGUGUGGAUGCUGACGUCUCUCUCAAAUGCCUGAUCAGCGAGUGGGACUUACGGAUCCGGGACCGGCUGGGAGACGGCUGCUUCGGGGUGGUGUAUCGUGCUGAAUGGAGCACCCCUGGCGGUGGAGGGCUUUCUGUGGCUGUGAAAUCCCUGCGUUCCGACGUCUCGUCUGACCCUGGCGCCCUGAUCGAUUUCCUCAAUGAGGUCAACGCCAUGUGCUGCCUAGACCACCCUAACCUCAUCCGGCUCCACGGGGUGGUGCUCACCCAGCCCCUGAAGAUGGUGACUGAGCUGGCCCCACUAGGCUCCCUCUACGACUACAUCCGCCCGCCCUUCUCCCUCCACCGGCUCUGGAACUACGCCCUGCAGGUCGCCAAAGGGAUGGCCUACUUGGAGUCCAAGCUCUUCAUCCACCGUGAUUUGGCGGCACGCAAUAUCCUCCUCGCCUCCGAGGAACAUGCCAAGAUUGGCGACUUCGGUCUCAUGAGGCCGCUGUCGAGCAAGAGCGACCGCUACAUCAUGUCCGCCCACCGGCGCAUCCCCUUCGCCUGGUGUGCACCUGAGAGCUUACGCAUGGGGAUUUUCACCAAUGCCUCAGAUGUGUGGAUGUACGGGGUAACCCUCUGGGAGAUGUUCUCGUACUGUGAAGAGCCAUGGAUGGGCAUGUCUGGACGGCAGAUCAUGCUCAAAAUAGACAGAGAAGGGGGACGACUGGAGCGCCCCGAUGAUUGUCCCCGGGGGAUCUAUGCCCUGGCCCUGAAGUGCUGGGCGCAGAACCCGGAGGAGAGACCCCACUUCCGUGAGGUGGUCAGCCUGCUGCAAGAGCUCCGUCCAAAGGAAGUGAAGGCCUCCCAGCAGCUGGCCGAGCCCGGGUGGCUGCGUCUGGAAGCCAACGAUGCCGUCACGGUGAUUGAAGGCAGUGCCAGUUCGGCCAUGUGGCGUGGCCAAAAUCAGCGCACCCUGAAGGUGGGCAUCUUCCCACCCUCCGCAGUGACGACAGAGGAAGCAGCGCCCCCUGCUGGGGCACCUCGAAUUAGCCUCCCCAUCCGGAAUUCCUUUGUUCACCUGGGUCACGGAGACACGGACCCUGAACGCAGCUGGGGGACUCCGAAAAGGAUGGAGGAGAAGAAAUCAAAACUGGGCCACACCAAUGCUCAGAAACGAACAGGAGCCCAGCAGCUGCUGCAGCUGGCGCGUCUCUCCAAAAGUCUGGAGUCCAUCUCGGAAUUCAGCGUCCUGCGCAGCAGACCCAAGCUCCCGGCUUUCAAAGUGGAUCACCCUGGUGUGCCUGUACACCGUCGGUUCAGUGACCUCCCAAGCCCCCUCCCACAAGCUCCACAGCCAGAGCACUUGCCUGCCAAAGCUACCUCCCGUCUUCCCAACCCAGCAUUGCCUACCUGGGCCCUGCCCAAAGCGGACUCCUCUCCAGGGGCCAGGGAGAAGGAUCUGAGACCACCCCGGCCAGCCCCCAAAGGAGUCGCAGUGCCCUCUGGUGGCCCGAGGCCAACCAUCAGUGAGAUCGAGAAAAAGAUCAAGGCGGUGGAAGGGAGAGUCCACGGGGCAACCACGGAGGAGUGUCGUGAGGCCUUGAGACUAAGCGACUGGCACCUGCAGAAAGCCACCCAGAUGCUGAAGGUGGACCAGCUCUUCCACCUCAGCUCCCACUCACGCGAAGAGUGCCGUUGGAUCCUGGAGAGGCACCGCUGGAACCUCGCCAUGGCCUCGCGCUACGUGCUCAGCCGGGGACUCCGCGCUUGACCGGGAGGCGGUGCCAGUGGGAUGGACUCCAAGGGGCUGUGAGCUCUGGACUCCCACUUCCGCCUGCAAAUGCCCCCCAGGCAGACGCCAAGAGGAACUGGGCUUUCCAUGUUGGUGGCCACGCCGGGCGAGGGGGCAGGCCAAGAGGCAGGGGGCUGUCCAUCUCUUGGGCAGCAGCUUCUCCAAGCCUCUUCCCUACGCCCGCAGAGUCCUGGCUCCUCUGCAUGGGCUGCCCCUCUCCCAGCGGCUCCACUGCAUCUCCAGCUGCUCUUCAGCACUGACUCCUGCCACCUUUUUGGAGAGUUGCACAUGGGGCCCUUUCCCUCCCCACUCACAAGAUAAAUGGGGAAGUUCUCCUGCAGAAGCACCACCAGAAUGGACAGGAGCUGCACAACAGCACUACCAUUCCCUCGCCCGUUCCCUGUCCAUUUCAGAGGAAUUGUGCAGAACUCCCUGCCUAUCCUGCCCGCUCUGUAGAUGCAUUGGUGGCGGUGUGCGUCUCUCUCCUCUGCCUGCCUGCCUCCCAGGGAAACGAUGGAUCCGUCAGGGUUGCUCUAAAGGCAGUGGAUGUUCAAGUGCAGGGAUUCCCAACCUGGGGUCCUGUGGCUCUCUCCAUCUGCAGCUGGGGGUGGGGAGGCUCACUUGACUGGAGACUCAUUCCUACAAAAUAUUCUCCACACACAACUAGCCAAUGUCAAGGAGACCUCUAGCCCAGUCUGGCGUUUCCUCAGUGCAAAAAAUGCUUCUGUAUGAGAGAAGCAUUUGGACACAUGAGCUUCCAAGUUUAAACUUCUGAACCAGACGCAGUGAGAACCAAGACCAAGCAGAGCGGGGAACGAGAGCCAACUUUCCGCCAGCACUCGGAUUCUGUACACAAGGUGAAGUGUGUGCAGAAAUGUGUGUUCCCUGUGUAAAUAAAGUAUCGGGGUCCACAAAGGCGUGACUCUGUCAUGGCUA